Molecule: messenger RNA, 517 nt
Organism: Scomber japonicus (chub mackerel)
Lineage: Eukaryota; Metazoa; Chordata; Actinopteri; Scombriformes; Scombridae
Gene: rbx1
Product: ring-box 1, E3 ubiquitin protein ligase
Exons: 5
Coding region: 45-371 (108 amino acids)
Biological process (GO): ubiquitin-dependent protein catabolic process; protein ubiquitination
Cellular component (GO): cullin-RING ubiquitin ligase complex; nucleus
Molecular function (GO): cullin family protein binding; ubiquitin protein ligase activity; zinc ion binding
Source: RefSeq, a predicted model, not a curated record
CCACAUUUCUUCCGGGGCAGUCACUCAAAAUCUCCUCGUUCAAGAUGGCAGCAGCAAUGGAUGUUGAUACACCGAGCGGCACAAACAGUGGAGCAAGCAAGAAGCGGUUUGAAGUAAAAAAGUGGAAUGCUGUUGCGCUGUGGGCCUGGGACAUUGUGGUAGAUAACUGUGCAAUCUGUAGGAACCACAUCAUGGAUCUCUGUAUAGAGUGCCAGGCCAAUCAAGCUUCUGCAACCUCUGAGGAGUGCACUGUUGCGUGGGGUGUGUGCAAUCAUGCAUUCCAUUUCCACUGUAUUUCUCGUUGGCUGAAAACCAGACAGGUGUGCCCUCUAGACAACAGGGAGUGGGAGUUUCAGAAAUAUGGACACUAGUUGGAAAAUUGCUGACCUCCUUUUUGGCUUCUACAAGCGUCACCCUCACUGCUUUUUUCUCCCCUCCCACUUGUAAUCCUAUUUUACGCCUAUGUCUUUGUUUUGGUAUGUUGUAAGUACACAAAUAAACAUAAGAAUUGUGAAAA